Molecule: messenger RNA, 2612 nt
Organism: Syngnathus acus (greater pipefish)
Lineage: Eukaryota; Metazoa; Chordata; Actinopteri; Syngnathiformes; Syngnathidae
Product: macoilin-1
Exons: 12
Coding region: 289-2316 (675 amino acids)
Biological process (GO): neuronal signal transduction
Cellular component (GO): rough endoplasmic reticulum membrane
Source: RefSeq, a predicted model, not a curated record
ACCUUGAUGAUUUGAGCCAUCUCUGUUUAUAUAAUCCAGCAGUUCUUAGAAUAAUUGACAAACACUGGCUUCCAAAUUGCCUCAACUGCUAAAAACCAAUUUUGUAUUCCAAGUUUUUUUAUGCACAAUUUUAAAAAGCACCAGAGUCGUUUUUUUUUUUUUAAUUCAAAUAUCUAUUGCAACUAGCCUACAUUUUCGGUGAAGUUAUUCAGGAACCCCUCCUGGACAUUUCCCCCUUGGAUUUCCGGUGCUGUAUUUUCACCUGCAGCCCUGAAAACCACCUGGAUCAUGAGCCAAAAGAGGCAGGUUGGAGUGAACAUCCUCUUCUUCCUUCCUCUUCCGUCGCGGUGGAAGACAAAGGGCGACGGGGAGAAAGAAGAUACCAUGAAGAAACGAUACGUGGACGCGAGCAGGCUCCGAAAGAUGAAGAAAUUGAAAAUAAGCGAGAGGCUGUCUGAAAGCGCUUACACCUUCCUGAAAUUUAUAGCCACGUGGAUGUUGGUGCUACUGGCCGAUUUCCUUUUGGAAUUUCGUCUCGAAUACCUGUGGCCAUGCUGGCUCUUCUUUGGGAGCGUGUACACAACCUUCCAUUGCCACGGGCUGGUUAUUUGUGUCGUUUUUGUAUGCGCCGCCUUCACACUUGACAUCUUUUGUUUGAUUUUUGUUCCUCUGCACUGGCUUUUCUUUGUGGCCAGCACUUACGUGGUAUUCAAUUAUAUUUGGCACACAGAGAAGGGCAUUUGCAUCUCCACGGUGUCCUUGUGGAUUUUUCUUGUGUACACAGAGGCUUCACUUCGACUCAAAGACCUUAAAACCUCUCAUGCUAAUCUUUCUCAUCUCUUUGCUGCUCACUGCAUUGGAUAUCCAGUGGUGUAUUUGGGCUUUGACGCCACCUGCUACUUCACCAACAUCUUCAAGUUGCGUAUUCAGAAAGCCGUGCAGAGCGACAACGACUUCCACAUGCACCUGCUGCAGCAUUCGCUCCCGCCGGGUUCGCCGCUCUACCCCAGGACGACAGUUGACAAUGGCUCCUCCAGAUGGAAGUCAAAGUCUGAGUCCAGUCAGUACCAGUAUCAGAACGGUGCUGUUCUCCCUCAAGACGAGUCCAGCACCAUAGACUGCCUCCAGAUCUGCAGCGAGGAGCGAGUGGUUGAAAAGGCGACUCAGGAAAUACGUUCAGCUGAACCCAAUCGCAAGCUGUUGUUGUCCAAAGGCAGCUCCAGUGAGUCCAGAGAGGCCCUCCGCAAUGGAUUAGAAUCCUCCACAACCCCAGAAAAAUUACCUCUGGAGGAGCAGGCCAGCAAAGCUGCACGUGCAGUCAAGAAUUUAUCACCCAAAGUCCGACGAGCAAACGCGGCCACGCUCUCGCCUCCUGCAGGCAGGAUGGAGAAGAAACAACGCUCCGGUGGGAAAACAGUCAGCCCCAUCCGGGAUGGACCAGACAAAAGUGCUGCGGUGGCUCCAAAUCAACAUGCUGAGCAGCUGAGCAGGCUGGAGCAGGAACUGAGGAAGUUGAGAGGCGAGCUGCAGGUGAGCCGACAUGGCGAGCAGGAGCUGAGGAGUCACAUCUGCAACCUGACCAACAGCGAGAGGAGCCUCAGGCCCGAAGUGGCCCUGUUGCGACAGUCCAACAUGCUACUGCAAAGCAAAAUAAUGUGCUUGAACAAAACCAAGCAGCGGGACAAGCAGACCAGCGCCAUGCUGGAAAAGAAGACCCGGGCGGAGACGGAGGCCAGGCUCUCGCUGGAGAGGCAGGUGGCCGAGCUUCUGGUGCACAGACCCGACGAGGCGGCCGGCGUGGCCAGGACCAUGACCACCAGCAGGCAGGAAAACAGUGAAAGCCAAAUGUUAAGGAAACGAGUUAAAGAUCUGGAAGCCGAGUACAAGCAACUGCAGCUGCAGUAUCAAGUCCAAGAGAGCCGUGUGCUCGAUCUAGAAAGUGAUGUGGAGGCUUUUGGGAAGUACCGCGUCGUCGAAAAGGAUACGGAUUUGCUCCUGUCCACUCUGUCGGCCCUUCAGGACAAGGCUCAGCAUUUGGAGUACAACCUGAGCGCCGAGACACGCAUCAAGUUGGACCUGUUCUCGGCACUCGGGGAUGCUCGCAGACAGCUGGAGAUCGCUCAAGACAAGCUGUUGAGGCAGGACAAAGAAAUCAGCAGCAUGAAACAGAAGAUUGCCGAGGUGAUGGCGGUGAGCCCCGGCGUGACCUACGUGACCCCUCGGCCACCCGUGCCUCAGUACCUCACCAAGCUUCUCAGCUCAGAGCGCUACAUGCUCAACCCGCGCGCUCUCAUGUACCAGUGUCUGAAGAAGUAGACACCAGCACCUCCGUGUGAGGAGGAGGGAGAGACGGGCUGGACAAGAUAUGUCAGCUGUCGUCAUGUUGUCUGCCUCAAGCCCGAAGAGGACUCUAAGCGGCCUCCACUCGGCAAAAUGCCUUGGGAGCUGCACAACCGGUGCUAAUAGGACAUCCCACUCGACAAAGCUUAAUCGGUCAAUGGUGCGAAUCCAACGCAGGGGUACCAUUGGUCCAUGCAUGUAAGUCAGCUCAUGUUUUUGCUUAAUUUUCCAUUUGGCUCUUUGGAGCAGUCACUCUUUUGCCAUGAUUGGAA